Messenger RNA from Aspergillus ruber CBS 135680, 780 nucleotides. RefSeq names its product phosphoglycerate mutase-like protein. Gene Ontology annotation, molecular function: phosphatase activity. The record is from RefSeq and is a predicted model, not a curated record. Bases 1 to 780 code for a protein of 259 amino acids. Gene Ontology annotation, cellular component: cytoplasm. Lineage: Eukaryota; Fungi; Ascomycota; Eurotiomycetes; Eurotiales; Aspergillaceae. The transcript is spliced from 4 exons.
AUGGCUCCGUUGAUCCAUUGUGUUCGCCAUGCUCAAGGCUUUCAUAAUCUGGGGCACGAGAAUUGGCAGAUGAUCGAUCCCCUCCUUACACCGGCAGGUGAAAAGCAAUGUGAAAAGUUACGGGAAGAUUUCCCCUUUCACUCCAGCGUCGAGCUGAUAGUUGCGUCUCCGAUCCGUCGGACAAUUUACACGGCCUUACACGCCUUUGCCCCUGUCUUCAAGAAAAAUCCUGGAUUAAAGCUCAUCGCGCUCCCAGAUCUCCAGGAGGUCAGCGACCUUCCCUGUGACAGUGGGAGUGAUCUUGAGAGCCUGGAGAAAGAGGUUCUGGACAAUAACCUUCCGGUAGAUCUGAGACUUGUUUCCAAUAGAUGGCAUGUUAAGAGUGGGCGCUAUGCACCGGAUGGUGAAGCGAUUCGGACACGUGCGCGUGAUGCGCGACGCUGGCUAAAAGCAAGACCAGAAAAGGCUGUCGUGGUUGUCGCACAUGGUGGGCUUCUGCACUUCUUAACGGAGGACUGGGAGGAUAGUAGUAUGUAUACAGGAACCGGCUGGGCAAACAUGGAAUACCGUACCUACAGAUAUACGGAGGAAGAAGGUGAUGACGGCACAUUGAUGGAAAUGGAUACCUCCCGUCAAAGGCGUGGAAAGUUUGGAUCGAGACCUACUCCCGGACAGCAAAAAGAUUUCUAUCGUUUUUGCAGGGAGCAGUGGGACCGGGACGGCGUGCAGCUCAGCGCGGGUGAGAGAGAGAAAGCGGCUGCUGCUGAUAGAAAUGAAUAG